AUUUUUUUAGGACUAUCGAUAAUACCGAUAGUUGAAGACGAUAUAUCGAUAUCGUUUUUUUUCGUCAAAAAUUGUCUAUUUUCUCAAAAAGUGCGCGUUCAUUUCAUAUUUCAACAAAAAAAUUGAGAGAUAUUAUUUUUGAAAUGUGAAAUUAUUUCAAAAUACAGAUGAAAGCAUCAAUUUUAUUGCUUUGUUACAUCAUAAUGACGCUCCAAAGUGUUAUUCAACAAUUAUCCUGCCCAUUACUGUGCAAUUUUACGUGUUUUUAACGUUCACCAAACUAUCGAUACUAUCGAUAUAAUACCGAUAGUUUGGUUACGAUAGUUUUUCAAUACCGAUAGUUGAAAAAUAUCGAUAUUUUGCAUCACUAACAGAUGGACCAUAUGGACAGAUGGAAUAAUGAAAAUGAAAUUGAAAUUUGGAAAUCGAAGGACCCAACAUGGCUGACUCCCAUAUAUGACGUCACUAUCACUGUUUAUGAUAAGGAUAUAGAAUGUAGAUAUUUAUAAGUUUCAUGGGUAUUGCACUAUUGCACCUAGUUUAAACCUUUUUUUUUCAUGUGAUAAGUGUUAUAAAGUAGAAUAUAAUGUUGACACAUUUGAAAAUAUCCUAGUCAUAGAUGGUCCUAGCUAGUGAUGGGAUCCAUUUCUUUUCUUCUCGCACUUAAUACUUUUGCCUCUGCUUCUCUCCGGCCAAUUUGCCUUUCUUUUACUUUCAAAAUUGAGAUUUCAAAUUUACCUACUAGAAAUUCUAAAGUUGUUGUGGAGUCAAAAAAAAUGAACUCAGCGCAUAAAAAAUUCACCUCUUAAACAUAAACAAAAUUAAACACUAGUACCUUGCGCAACAACAGAAUCAAAAUCUUUUGAUAGUUGCAAAUUUACAGCCUAAAUUUUUUUUGUAAAAUUUGUAGAUGUAGAUGUUGUGUUGAUUCAUGUUCAACUCUCAGUCUCAACCACUCUCGUUUUAGAAAUCAGAUUAAUCAUUAAUUGAAAAUAUCAUUACAAAUACUCAACCUACUGCAAGUAACAAGAUUAUUGUUUCAGAAGAAGAGAUGCACUUAACAUGGCAUCAGAUAAGUAUUAUUUAAGUUUUCAUUCCAAACUCUGUUGAAGAUGCAGCGUAUACUUUAUGUGUUGUUUUAUGAUGCUUUAUUUCAGGGUUCUCUUCACCGGAAUAAGCAGAACUGAUUGUCAUAUCAAUACAAGUAAAAUUGACAUUUGACAAAUCUCAAACUUUCAAAGAUACAUACUUCCAAGAACUUCAAUAACUUGAUCAAGUAUGGCAUGGCGCUAGAGGAGAUUACCCUUCGAGGUAGUAGUGUAAAAUUUAACUACCGCUGUUUUUUGUGAAAAUCUUGUUAAUAUGGUGGGAAUUGAUAUUCUAUCGAAGAAUUUUUUCAGAAUUCCUCGGACAAGUUGAAAAUAAUUGGUGGUUAGAUUCUUUCUAAUAAAAUCCUGACUUCUAUAAGAAUCUAACUACCAGAUUUCUUCAACGGGUCCGACAAAUUUUGGAAAAAUUCUUCGAUAGAACACUAAUUCCCAUCAUUUUAGUCAGGAUUUUGCAAAAAAACCAGUAGUUAGAUAUUAAUGAAAAUGAAAAUUAAUUAGAAAUUAACUACCAAAGGUACACAAACACAUAUGUACAUUACGUAGUUACACUAGGUUAGUUUUAGAAUUUUUCAAUCACUCGUUGGUUCACAACGACUAUCAAGAAUUUACAUUGUACGUACGCAAUGUGGUAAGUUCUGUUUGGUAUAAGUUAGGUUUAGGUAGAUGUAAAUUUAUUUUAUUUCAAUUUUUAUUUAAAAAAUCGUGACAAAAAAAAUUCACAUCUAUCUAAACCCAACUUAUACUAAACAGAAAUUACCAGUCGUUGUGAAAUGUGAAUGUGAACCAAUGAGUGAUUGCAAAAGUUCUAAAACUAACUUAGUGUAACUAUGUAAUGUACAUACAUUUAUGUGUUUGUGUACCUUUGGUAGUUAAUAUUUCUAAUUAAUUUUUAUUUUCAUUAAUAUCUAACUACGGUUUUUUUUUUUUUUUUUUUGUUGCAAAAUCUUGUCUAAAAUGGUGGGAAUUAGUGCUCUAUCGAAGAAUUUUUUCAAAAUUUGUCGGACCAGUUGAAGAAAUGGUAGUUAGAUUCUUAAGAAGUCAGAAAUUUUAUUAGAAUCUAACUACUGAUUAUUUUCAACUUGUCCGAGAAAUUCUGAAAAAAUUCUUCGAUAGAAAACCAAUUCCCACCAUAUUAACAAAAUUUUCACAAAAAACAGCGGUAGUUAUUGAAGAAAAUUGUUGGUUAGAUUCUUAUAAGUCAGGAAUUUCAUAAGUAUCUAACUACCAAUUUUCCUCAACUUGUCCGAGUAUUUAUGAAUAAAUUCUUCGUCAGGAUACUAUUUCACAUCAUUUUAACACGAUUUUCGCAAAAAACAGUGGUAGUUAAAUAUUACACUACUACCGCGUUGGUAGUAUGAUUCAAAUACAUAAUUAAAAUGACUAUAGUUUGCUCUGAUUUAAAACGAUUUUUUCAUGUCCUUUCAAUUUUUAUACUAGGUACCUAUUCUAAUUCGUUGGGAUAUUUUUGCCAAAUUUGUAUUAUUAAUGUGAUUUUUUUGAUAGAUACCAUAAUAAUUCACGCGUUCGAACAUCUACCUACUUCGGAUACAUGCUACAGACAUGGUGCUCUAUUUUCACCUGACCAGGCCUGUACUGUGCCUAAUCAACGUGGAUAUUAAUUGAGAAAUGACAGUCUGAUGUCUGAACUAUUGAAUGGUGGUUUGCGAACAUUGUUAUAGCACAAUACCUAGUUGGCAAUUUGAGCGUUACGCUUACAUUGAAGCCUUGGAAGCUGCUUGAGCAGUACAAUUAUGACCCCGGAAUAAUUGUAUAUCAUCUAGUUGAAUAAAUGAUUUACAAACUGAAGUAAAUGAAUAACCAAAGAUGAAAGAUAUUACGUAUUUCGUUGACAAAUGAUUUCAUAUACCCGACAAGUACAAAGGAUUUACCGAAAAAAAAUUUUCAAAACGUUGCACCCGAGUUAUUUAGAAUUGCUGCGCAGUAUUUGUUAUACCUUUCGAAUUCGGUUGGAUAAGAUUUUGAUACCCAAACAUCAGCUUCGGCUGUUGAAAGGAAAUUAACGUUAAAACGGGGAAACCAGAUCACAUGUUGAGGAUUGUCAAAUAUGGUAUGUGUAAGUCUCCGCUAAUGAUGCAUACGUUGACGACAGUGGUCAAAAAGUAUCUUACUGACGUUCAAAAACAAAUGCGGCCUGAUGUGGAUGACACAUCGAACGAAUCCGAUGAACAGUCUCCAGGACAAAACGUUGUAGCGGAAAAUCAGGGUUUAGGUGUGGAUGGCGAAGUAUUGUCGAAUGAAUCUGAUCCAGCGUCUCCGGGACAAAAUGAUAUGGCAGAAAAUCAGGGUUUAGGUGUGGAUGCCGGAGUAUCGUCAGAAGAAUCGAAUCCACCACCUCCGGCGCAGAAUGAUAUGCCUGAAAAUCCGAUCCUUCAAGUAGUAGUGUCUUCAAACGAAUCGCUACCACAAAGUAGUGACUCUUCGCCAAUUACCCCGGAUCGAGAUCGCUCAAGAUCGCUCUCUUCUGAAGUGGCGCCACCCACUCCUCACGUCGAGUUACCAGAAGGGGAAUUUCCAAUCGCCCAAGCCAGUUCAUCCACUGAUCAUCGUGGGAUGGAUAAUAGUUUAAUAAGUCAACGUGAGAGAUUCCUUUCUACAGUUACAGAAUAUGCGAUUGGUCCGUCAACCUCUAGUCUCACAGGAGAAAUGAAUGAACAAAUAUCGCGUGUAUCUAGAGAAAUAUGCGAAGAGCUCAUCAACGAUUCAAGUAGUAAUAGCGUCUCAUCGUUUUUAAGUUUUGUAUUAAUGCUGCCUGAGUCAAGACGUUUGCAAUACUUGGCACAAGUUAUCGAAAUAUUAGGAUUAGCAGAAAAUCAAUAGUUUAUUUGAAUCGGUCAGUGCAGAAAGGUAACAAGUCACAUUUUUGAAAAAAAAUUUUUUGCGGAAAUGGGGGUUUCAAAGUAUGGCGGAUCGACUGGUGAUGUCAGAUUUCCGCAAAACUGCCGGGAAAGUGGUAUUUGGGCGCAGAAAAAGGGCGGAUCCGCAUUUAUGACUUUUUUGUAAAUUUUUUUAAAUUCCUUGAAAAAUAACUAACAUUUUUGAGAAGACCAUUUUUUGAAAUUUAAGUUAAUCUCUGAACUGAAAAAGGAUGAAAAAAUUAACAACUUCGACAAAAAGUCUUAGAACUCAAGGGGUUUUUGGUCAAUUUAAACGGGAUAGCAGUCUAAAUGAUGUACUUAGAUGUAGAAUCAAGCCCCAUUCGUGCCCGAGAAAUUUCGAAAGAAAUUUUGUCAAUUCAGUGCAGAAAGGGUCUAAGUCCCAUUUGUUUAGGCAGCAACAGCACUGGCGCACGUGAAUAUUUUUUUUUGGAAACUGCGCUAAAAGUUGUGUCUUGGGGUCCUCUUUCAAUGACCUUAAGCAUGUUUACUGAAAUUUUUUGAUUUUUGAAUGAAUCAGUUUUUUGUUAUUCCUGAAAAACGCAAAAAUGGACUUAUGCCCUUUCUGCACUGACCGAUUCAUUUAUGAUGCAAUUUUUUGAAUAUUGAUUUUAAUUGUUUUUAAAUUUUAAUUGAACGAAAAUUCGGAUCUAUUUUUUUAAAAAACUGUUUCACUCUACAAUUUUUGAGUCCUUUUAAUGUGUGUACCUAAUUUUAAAAACUCUGUUUCGUUCUACAAUAAUGUAUAAAGUCCUUUUAAUAAAUAUUCUAGGCAGUAA
Planococcus citri (citrus mealybug) is the source of this 4782-nucleotide messenger RNA. RefSeq lists its product as uncharacterized. The transcript is spliced from 10 exons. The record is from RefSeq and is a predicted model, not a curated record. Bases 3156 to 3947 code for a protein of 263 amino acids. Lineage: Eukaryota; Metazoa; Arthropoda; Insecta; Hemiptera; Pseudococcidae.